AUGUCGACCGAUUACGCCAAGAAGAAGAAUGCCGAGCUUGAAGACCUACUCAAAACCCGCUCCCUUCCUCACACCGGCAAAAAGGCUGACCUGAUCGCGCGUCUACAACAGUACGACGCGGAGCAAGCCGCCACAUCCAAUAUCGCAACCACCGCUGGAGCCGAAGAUGAAAUUGACUGGGAGGAUGAUGUAGCCGCCGCUGAGCCAACUGGUGCCGCAGCAAUAGCAGCAGGUGGCCUUGGUCAACCCACUAACCCGACAGCAGUUCCAAAUCAGGUCGUGGACACGGACCCCUCGAAAACCAACGACCUGACCGUCGACCCGCCUGCCCCUACCACCGAGGACACUAAAGCCGCCGCCUCGGUCGAGGAUGUCAAAGCUACAGAAGCCGACAAGAAAAGAUCUCUCCCAUCUACCGGUAUCAAAGCGACGACCCUAGACGACGAACUGGCCAAGCGUCAAAAACGCGCGGCCCGUUUCGGGAAUCAAGAAUCGGAUGAAGAUGCACUCAAAGCAAUCGAGCGCGCUAAGAAGUUCGGCACUGGGGACGUGGGGGAUAGAGUCGCUGUGAAGGGGCUCGAUGAAGCAUUACCGGAGCGCGCGGCGAGAGGCCAGAAGAGAGGGCGCGGGGGCGAUGAUGGGGGGAGGAGGGAUGGUCGGGAGAAGCGGAGUAAAGUUCGGGGUGGAGGGAGGAAUGGGAGGGAGAGGAGCGGGACGCCGAAGGAUGGGGUUAAGAAGGCUGGGAGUGGGUUGAGUGAUAAGGAUAGGUCGGCGGCGGAGGCGAGGAAGAAGCGUUUUGCUGCUAUGGCAUGA
This is a messenger RNA of Letharia columbiana, 813 nucleotides long. RefSeq lists its product as uncharacterized. Gene Ontology annotation, biological process: poly(A)+ mRNA export from nucleus. The transcript has a single exon. Gene Ontology annotation, cellular component: nucleus. The record is from RefSeq and is a predicted model, not a curated record. The coding region runs from base 1 to 813 and encodes 270 amino acids. NCBI's taxonomy places the organism in Eukaryota, Fungi, Ascomycota, Lecanoromycetes, Lecanorales, Parmeliaceae.